Molecule: messenger RNA, 603 nt
Organism: Acanthosepion pharaonis
Lineage: Eukaryota; Metazoa; Mollusca; Cephalopoda; Sepiida; Sepiidae
Source: the annotation of a GenBank genome assembly
AUGACCAACCCGGCAGCUCUGCAAAGGCUGCAAAAACACCCAGGCGAUGCAACCUUAGAAAGCGUUCUAAAAAAGCCUCACUUGCUAAAGGGAAACGGGAGCUCUUCUGAGUGCCGUUGCGAUGAUCGACCAGGCAGCUUUGUUAAGCGUACCAAAAUACCAUGGCGAUGCAACCUUAGCAGGCGUUCUAAAAGAGCCUCUGCGGCAAAGAGAAAGCGGGAGGAGGAAACAGAUGUAAAGGCCUCUUUGAGGCUUUCCAGUCAAUCUCAACGGAGGCAGUAUGUUUUGUCACAUGAAACGCUUGGUAAGCGUAACUACCGUUUGUACUGCAAAUCAGUUUACACAUAUUCGUUGAAAAGUAAGUGGAAACUACCUAAACGCUUGCAAGACAACAAAAAAGCGGCUUCAUUACAAGCGCGUCUGCGGUCUCGACAGAGCCCGCAUCGAAAAGCUACACGCAAUGCAGCCGACGCGGCUGCAACUUCCAUUCGACGGUCCCAGGAGACCACGGCUGAGAAAACCGCAUGUAACACAGCGAAGGCUGCGGCAACGUCCAUUCCACGGUCCCAGGAAUCCAUGGCUGAGAAAACCGCACGCCAUUGA